Molecule: messenger RNA, 1490 nt
Organism: Gloeophyllum trabeum ATCC 11539
Lineage: Eukaryota; Fungi; Basidiomycota; Agaricomycetes; Gloeophyllales; Gloeophyllaceae
Exons: 5
Coding region: 66-1256 (396 amino acids)
Source: RefSeq, a predicted model, not a curated record
UCAGCUUUUCACGCAUCGUACUCCUCGUUGCUCUGGUGGUCAUACCUCUAACUCUACGGUUCGAGAUGGUUUUCAGUUUUACUUUCAGCUUUACCGUGCCCGAGAUACCGAACCCGUUCGCGGCGGCAAAGCGGCAAGUUUCGCCUCCGAGGUGUCCUGACAGUGGCAGGCAGACACUGUCUCGACGGGAUGUCGGUCCUCGUCAACGCCGACUGCCCUCUCCUUCUGCAUCGACUAAGACAUUGCCUUUAAACCGCAAACGCGGGUGGGAGCCAGCCCUCGCUGAGCCUAGUCAAGCAACUACCGAUCAAACCUCCACCAGCGGGUACCUCGACACCCCAGCCAAGUACAGGGACAUGGCGCCGUCGAGGGACGAGGAGACUGAGGUCGAGGACAUGGUCGCAGAGUUACCCCCCGCCAAGCGGCGUCGAACGCUCGCCGGCUCUAUUGUAUCAACUGCGUUGAGCGCGGCCUUAAUAGGCACGGCGGUCGGUCUCACCGUCUAUCGCCUUUGGAGAGACCGAGGCAAGGAGCCCGAGCAGCUGCCACCACCCCCGCCUUAUCAAGAAAGGGACUGGGUCCCUGUUCAGUCUGCAAAGUCCCCCGAGCCUCCUGCCGUGCAAGUCACGCCAUCCACCCCCCAACACAACCGAAGAUCUCGCCCAGCUGGGAGCCGCCGUGCCGCAACCCGCCACCGCCGCACGCCUACCCGCCCUCGCAUUCAGACCUCUACCCGAAGUGCCUCGCCGGCAUGGCAUCCGGAGCCUCGCUUCGAUUUCAGUCAGCAGGCGGAGCUACCUACCCCUGACGUGGAGCUCGACGUCGAUGAAGAGAUGGACUGGAUUGGUGGAAAGAUCAGCCAGCUCAUCGAGGAGGGCAAGAAGGCGCUCGGCAAGGAGGUCGUCGUCAUGAGUGACGCUCAAGAAGACGAAGUCGAUGAUGGCACUGGUAACUGGGAGGAAGAGUCUGCCGGACCUUCCACUGCUUCACGAAGAGGUUCAAUGCGCCGGUCCAAGAGGCCUCGAGCCAUUCACCCUCCGCCCGCGUACUUCGCUGGCUCGGCAUCGGCCAGCAGUUCGCCGCGGGUCAACCAGUUCGAGCGAGGUCACUCGCAUGGCGUCUCAGGUAUCUCAAGAGGCGCCUCUGUCGAGUCGCAGCGGUCGCAGUUCCAGGAGGACCCGACUGCGUGGGAGAGUCCAGAGUUGCGGGAGUCGAUGCAGAGAGCGAGGGAGAUGUACCUGAAGCGUAGGUCAUGAAGACGAGAGGGAGGGCGCGCUGUGUAUUUUUGUUGCUAUCUUAUUUCUGACGACACUUCAUGACGAACCGUAUAGACUAAUAUUUCUUGUCACUACUAGCAUUUGCAUCGUCCGUGCAGCAUUCGUUUUGCGAUCCUUUCGCAUAACUUUCGUUCUAUCUAUGUAGCACUUUACUUUAUGCGGAACGAACAAAUCCAAUGUACCAUUACCAAAUGAAUGGAUAGCUUGACCUUC